Aspergillus sclerotioniger CBS 115572 is the source of this 880-nucleotide messenger RNA. RefSeq lists its product as uncharacterized. The record is from RefSeq and is a predicted model, not a curated record. The coding region runs from base 167 to 658 and encodes 163 amino acids. NCBI's taxonomy places the organism in Eukaryota, Fungi, Ascomycota, Eurotiomycetes, Eurotiales, Aspergillaceae. The transcript has a single exon.
CUCGCUGGACGCCUGAGGCAAAUACCCUGCCUCGCAUGGCUGCGCCUCACCCCUUGUGAGGUGCACAACAGCUGGCUCGCGGGCAUGCACCUGAACUUCUGUAAAUAGAAGCGCUAUACAAUUCUAUCCCGGCCAUGAUGCUCUGGGGGUGUAACAACGACAAGACAUGAUCGACAAUUGCCCGAGGCCAGUCGUCUCAGCCAGGUUUGUGAGUAAUGUGGUGUUUCAUCGACAGCGAAGUAGGCGCACCCCCACAAUUCCCAGUUGGCUGCCCGGUUCCGGCCCCCGAUCUCGAGUCAGUCGUAGGGGUAGUGGUACUGUGGUAGUAGUCGUGCAGGACAACUUCUGGAAGAUCCCAACCACGAGUCUAUCCAAACAGACCAAUCAACUCCCAAGUCAAUGGGCUCCAUUCGGGCAACUACUACGGGCAAGAUCGUCGAGUAGUCCCGCACCCACUAUCUACCUAGAAGCUACCUACCUAUCUAAACACUACUAUUACUCUGCCGGCAGGAUCCGUCCCGUCAGUGCCUCUGUCCAUUCCAGUCCGAGACGGAGCGAGUCGAUAACCACGCAAUGCUCCAUCAAGGGCCUUCUCACCAGUGAGAGUAGUCCAAGCAAAACGCGUGGUGGGGUCCCUCCAUACCAACCGCGAUGUUGAUCACCAUGGGAUCUCAACCCGUCAAGUCCAACAAGGCAGAGUGGCAGUGUGCAAGCUCGACAGUGGGCCAUGGAGCCGGUGGAAUGUGAAACGGCAGCCGGAAUAUGGAGCGCAUCCACCAUCAGUUGACUCCAAUCGAAUACCAAGGAGUAUCGUGGUCACGGCAGCACAUCGACCCGACUCCAUCUGAACUCCCUAGCUAUCUAUCUACUAGGUUCUAGG